This is a messenger RNA of Rubroshorea leprosula, 2090 nucleotides long. The record is from the annotation of a GenBank genome assembly. NCBI's taxonomy places the organism in Eukaryota, Viridiplantae, Streptophyta, Magnoliopsida, Malvales, Dipterocarpaceae.
AAAUGUGUUCGACAUUUCAAUUAGGGUUCAACAAUUUCAUCAAUUUUACCAGGUUCUGCCCUUUUCUUUUCUUUACAUAGUUUUCCUACUACAAUGAUUUCUUAGAAAUUUCCCGAAUUUUUCAAUUUAUUUUUUAAAAAAAUUCCCAUUGUUGAAGUAAGUAGAUUGAGAUUAAAAGUGAAAAUGCUGUGUAGUUUUGCAGUGAAAGCAAGGAGUUUGAGAACUAGGGCAUUUUCCCCUUUGGCAGUCGGAGUAAUGGGGUCUAAGAGGCUCCUCUCAAACUCAUCCGUGUCGGCUUCAUCAACUGUUGAGGGAAAGACAGAUAAGAAGCUCAAGGGAUUAGCUACUGCAGACCUAAAUUCUGAUGAGGGUGAAGUUAAGGGGAAUGGCGGGAAAGGAAAAGUGGUUGAGCAGGGCAAGAAUGAUGAUAGAGAACAAGGUUUGGUGGGUACCAAUCAUGAUUCCAGAGAUGGUGUUUUUAAGGAUAUCAUGAAUGAUCCUGGCAGAAUCAACUCAAUGACAGUUCAACAACUCAAGGCUGCAUUGCGGAAUGCUGGCCUCCCUGCCAAAGGUUGCAAGAGUGAACUUGUAUCUGCCUUGAAGAGUUAUUUGGAUAAGCAAUUAGAUGGUGAAAGUUCUCAUUUGGAAGAUGAACAACUUUCCUCCAUUUCUGCUCAAAGCAUCUCAGUGACAGGAAAGACUAAGACAUUUUCAGCUGAACUUGAUGCUAAAAUUGUCAUGAAAGGAAAGAAGCUUUCAAUCAAGGAAAAGAAGCCUUCUCAAGCAAUCAGGAAAGCAUCUUUGGUUAUUGAUGGCAAAGACGCCAAUGAUGGAGUUAAUGUUCCAAUGAGUCAAAGUGAACCAUGGACAAUUUUUGCCCACAAGAAGCCUCAGAAAGGGUGGAUAGCCUAUAAUCCACGAAUCAUGAGGCCUCCAUCCCUUAUGGGAGAUACUAAAUGUAUGAAACUAAUGUCUUGGAAUGUGAACGGGCUGAGAGCGCUGCUGAAGUUAGAGGGGUUCUCUGUUCUUGAGCUUGCUAAAAGGGAAAACUUUGAUGUAUUGUGCUUACAGGAAACUAAACUGCAGGAGAAAGAUGUUGAGUCAAUCAAACACUCUCUUUUAGAGGGAUAUGAGAAUAGCUUCUGGACAUGCAGUGUUUCCAAACUUGGCUAUUCUGGUACAGCAAUUAUAUCCCGGAUAAAGCCACUUUCAGUCAGAUAUGGCCUGGGCAUAUCAGAUCAUGAUAGUGAAGGUCGUCUGGUGACGGCUGAAUUUGAUACAUUUUAUCUGCUAAGUGCCUAUGUUCCUAAUUCUGGAGAUGGCUUGAGAAGGCUGCCAUACAGGGUUAAAGAAUGGGAUCAAUCUCUUAGCAAUUACAUGAAGGAGCUGGAAAAGUCAAAGCCUGUCAUUUUGACAGGUGAUCUCAAUUGUGCACAUGAAGAGAUAGACAUUCAUGACCCUACCGGGAAUAAGAGGAGUGCUGGGUUUACAAAUGAAGAAAGGCAGUCUUUUGGAACAAACUUCAUAUCCCGGGGAUUUGUGGACACCUUUAGAAAGCAACAUCCUGAUGUUGUUGGCUAUUCUUACUGGGGUUAUCGACAUGGUGGCCGCAAAACAAAUAAAGGUUGGCGGCUAGACUACUUCCUCGUCUCAGAAUCCAUUGCUGACAAGGUUUACGAUUCAUACAUUCUUCCUGAUGUUACCGGUAGUGAUCAUUGCCCUGUUGGCCUUAUACUGGCACUCUAGUUAAACCGUUAGUAUUUUAGCUAUUGUUCAGACUACCAGAUGGAAUCAACCCAAAAAACCAACUUCCAAGAAACUUGAUGGUGCGGACAGUUGGAAAAAGCAGAUGUAAGUGACCAUUUUGCUGCCCUAAUCCCAGUGAGAGAAACUGUUUCAUAGCUUAAGUUAUGCUAUCAGCUCUGGUUUUCUUUCCCCCAUGAACAAAUUUAUCAAACAUUUUGCAAGGUCAUCUCCCACAUGGGAAGGGGGUAGAACUUAAAUUUCCAGAGCUUUCACUGAAAUUUUAAUUAGUCAGUGUUUGUACAGUCUAUUUUCCUGAUAUGAUAUCCACUUGGUAGUGGUUGUUU